Molecule: messenger RNA, 1299 nt
Organism: Neolamprologus brichardi
Lineage: Eukaryota; Metazoa; Chordata; Actinopteri; Cichliformes; Cichlidae
Gene: qtrt2
Product: queuine tRNA-ribosyltransferase accessory subunit 2
Source: RefSeq, a predicted model, not a curated record
UUGUCCCACAUAGCUGAGCACCAGGAGGUGCUGGAGGAGUUUAAGGAUGGAUUCAGAAAAUUCGCAGGUCUUCAUGAUACUGUGCUCUACUGCUCCCUUCACGACCCCGCCACGCCCAGCCCGACGGGUUACACCACCAACAAGACGGUGUCAGUGUGGGGCAGCGGUGGGCGGAUAGAACUAACGGUGGCCAAGUUCAUGGCUCUUCAGAAGACCGUACAGCCAGACUGGUACCAGAGCAUGUGCGACGGAGAGACCUGGCAGAACAGCGCUUCUCGCAAACGGGUCAGAAAGUCGGUGGAUCGGACUCUCGCUCAUUUGGACGAGUGUUUGCUGGUGCACCAAAAAUCAAAGGAAUUGGAGGGAGUGGAGGUGUUUGGUGUGGUGGAAGGAGGCGACAUCCUGGAAGAGAGAGUACGCUCUGCCAGAGAGACCGCCAAGAGGCCCGUGGCAGGAUUCUGCCUGGACGGCCUCCAGAUGGGCUCCAUGGACCAAACUCUGAGGACCCAGCUCAUCACUGCUAUGAUCAAGGAGCUGCCUGAGGACAAACCCAGACUCCUGCACGGUGUGGGACGACCUGAUGAAGUGCUGGCGUGCGUCGAGGCCGGCGUGGACCUGUUUGAGAGUUUUUUCCCCUUCCUGGCGACGGAGCGAGGCUGCGCUCUCUCCUUCGGCUUUGACAUUUCCACGGACCCAGAGCGCGCAGUGUUGGAGUUGAACGAAGAGAAGGAGACAGCAGGGGAGAGCCAGCAGAAUGGCGAGCUUAAUCGUCAUGAUCAAACACAGAUGACACCCUUUGAGAUGAACCUCAAAGAGAAAAGGUAUCAGGACGACUUUAGGCCGCUGGUGGAGGGGUGUGGCUGUUACUGCUGUAAGAACCACCAGAGGGCGUACCUGCACCACCUGCUGGUGACCAAUGAGCUGCUGGCCGGAGUUCUACUCAUGAUCCACAACACAGCCCACUAUCACGGCUUCUUCGGGGCCUUAAGAGAAGCGUUGGCCACCGAUAAACUGGAUGUACUCAAGAAACGAGUACUUGGGGAUGGAGGCCUGCAGACAGAGAGAAAAGAGUAAGAUGGAUGGAAGCCAAUAGAUGCGAGAGGGAAUGAGCUGAGGGACUAAGGGGGAGAGAUCUUCUUCAGUGGAGUGACAUGGCCAGAGGCAAUCAUAAGUACUAUCUUGUUCUGCCGAGUCCGGUCACACGACGAACUGAACUGUCCUUGAGAAUGACACACUCCAUAUGCUGCCAUCUCUUUGCUUUAAAGAAGAAGAUAAAAGGAGAAAGGAGCACACAGAAAA